Messenger RNA from Aspergillus saccharolyticus JOP 1030-1, 1843 nucleotides. It is a transcript of the gene gatA, whose product is annotated as 4-aminobutyrate transaminase gatA. Gene Ontology annotation, biological process: GABA catabolic process. The coding region runs from base 211 to 1707 and encodes 498 amino acids. The transcript is spliced from 4 exons. Gene Ontology annotation, cellular component: mitochondrion. The record is from RefSeq and is a predicted model, not a curated record. Lineage: Eukaryota; Fungi; Ascomycota; Eurotiomycetes; Eurotiales; Aspergillaceae. Gene Ontology annotation, molecular function: pyridoxal phosphate binding.
UCAUAUCUGACUUUCUCGGGUAGUUUGUCGAAAUUGACCGGUUGAGUGAUUGAUCGUAUUUCCCCCUCUCCCCUCAAUUCCUUAUCUGUCGUCAUCGCGUUAUCAUCGCUCCCUCUCCACAUUCGUCUCUUUAUCCUUGCUGUGCCUGGCACAAGGGGUACUUCCGUUCAUCACCUCAUCACUCACAGAACAAUUCUCCUGUAAUUCACAAUGGCAGCUGUCUUCCGCUCCAGCCUCAAGCUUCGCUCGACGACGCGCCUGUCGGCCGUUCGCUCCCUGAGCACCACUGCUCACUUGCGGGCUGCUGAGAAGCCCUUCUUCCCCGAUGAGCCCUCGGCCCCGAGAUUGGCCACUGCCAUUCCCGGCCCCAACAACAAGGCUGCUGCUGAGAAGCUCGACAAGGUCUUCGAUGUGCGCAGCUUGAACAUGCUGGCCGACUACUACAAGUCUACUGGAAACUACAUCGCCGAUCUUGACGGCAACGUCCUUCUGGAUGUCUACGCUCAGAUUGCCUCCAUUCCUGUUGGAUACAACAACCCUCACCUCCGCAAGGUGGCUGGGUCUCCCGAGAUGGUCAAUGCCUUGAUCAACCGACCGGCUCUGGGUAACUUCCCCUCUCACGACUGGGCCGACAUCCUGAACGCUGGUAUUCUCAAGGUUGCCCCCAAGGGUCUCAACCAGGUCUUCACUGCAUUGGCUGGUUCCGACGCCAAUGAGACCGCUUACAAGGCCGCUUUCAUGUACUACCGUCAGCGCGAGCGUGGUGGCCCUGAGAAGGAGUUCACCGAGGAGGAGCUGCAGACUACCAUGACCAACCAGUCCCCCGGAUCUCCUCAGCUCUCAAUCAUGUCCUUCAAGUCCGCUUUCCAUGGCCGCCUCUUUGGCAGUCUGUCCACUACCCGCAGCAAGCCUAUCCACAAGCUUGAUAUCCCUGCCUUUGACUGGCCCCAGGCUCCCUUCCCCUCGCUCAAGUAUCCCUUGGAGGAGCACGCCGCGGAGAACGCACAGGAAGAGCAGCGCUGCUUGCAGGAGGUCGAGCGCCUGAUCAAGGAGUUCCACAACCCUGUUGCGGCCGUGGUGGUCGAGCCCAUCCAGUCCGAGGGUGGUGACAACCAUGCUUCUCCUGCUUUCUUCCAGGGACUCCGUGAUAUCACUAAGCGCCACAAUGUCUUGUUCAUCGUUGAUGAGGUGCAGACUGGUGUGGGCGCCACUGGAAAGUUCUGGGCCCAUGACCACUGGAACCUGACUACUCCCCCUGACAUGGUGACUUUCUCCAAGAAGGCUCAGACCGCCGGUUACUACUACGGAAACCCGGCUCUGCGUCCCAACAAGCCUUACCGUCAGUUCAACACCUGGAUGGGUGACCCGGCCCGCGCCCUCAUCUUCCGCGGUAUCACCGAGGAGAUCGAGCGCCUGAACCUGGUUGAGAACACUGCUAUCACCGGUGACUACCUUUUCGCUGGUCUCGAACGCCUGGCCAAGCAGUACCCCGAACACCUGCAAAACCUCCGUGGUAAGGGCCAGGGUACCUUCAUCGCAUGGGACUCCCCCAAGCGUGAUGAGUUCCUGGCCAAGGCCAAGCACGUUGGUGUCAACAUCGGCGGCAGUGGUCAGAACGCCGUCCGCCUGAGGCCCAUGUUGAUCUUCCAGAAGCACCAUGCUGAUAUCCUUCUGGAGAGCGUCGAGAAGAUCAUCAAGCAGUUGUAAAGCGGCUUGAUUUUCCUUUCACAACUUCUAUAUUUGAUCCCUCUUUGAUUCGAAAUUGGCGUUCACUGGUACAUUGGGUGGGUUGGCAUGAUAUAGGUUUCAUUUCUUGGGUUUUACUUCAGCCGAGAUUAGCAGC